This is a messenger RNA of Magallana angulata, 696 nucleotides long. RefSeq names its product fibrinogen C domain-containing protein 1-A-like. The coding region runs from base 1 to 696 and encodes 231 amino acids. The transcript has 5 exons. Lineage: Eukaryota; Metazoa; Mollusca; Bivalvia; Ostreida; Ostreidae. The record is from RefSeq and is a predicted model, not a curated record.
AUGCUGUAUUUAUUCACUACGGCGUCUGUAUUCGCCAUUUGCUGUAUCAUACCUGAUGUACUGGGAUGUGUGUCCACUUUACCGAAGGAUUGCCAAGACGUUUUAAGGUUAGGUGGAAGCGAAAGCGGCGUCUAUACAAUUUAUCCCGAAGGGACUGGAGGUUUUCAGGCGUACUGUGACAUGACUACGGAUGGGGGUGGAUGGACGGUUUUUCAAAGAAGAAUGAAUGGAAAAGUUGACUUUUAUCGAAGUUGGAAAGAAUAUAAGUAUGGAUUUGGUAAUGUUUCGGAGGAACACUGGAUUGGAAACCAAAGGAUUCACCAGAUAAAUUCACAGGGUUGGUAUGAGCUGAGAAUAGACUUGUCAGACUACGAAAACAAUAGCCGAUAUGCACAAUACCAAGUUUUCUCUGUUGGAGAUCAAGAUUCCGGUUAUCGUUUGACCGUUGGAGACUAUAAAGGGAAUGCAGGCGAUUCCUUGUCCUACCACAGUGGAUCUUCUUUUUCCACCAAAGACCGUGAAAGAUUUCAUUGUAACAGUGAUUUUAAAGGAGGUUGGUGGUACAAUCUUUGUCAUUACGCAAACCUUAAUGGACUGUACAAACAGACCUCCCUUGCUAAUGGUGUGAAUUGGCUUCACUGGAGAGGACAUCGAUACUCAUUAAAAACAACGGAAAUGAAGAUCAGAAAACAAUAA